AUGCAGUCUAGUCCAGAAGCCUCUUUCAUCGACGGCUGUCACCACAACACGAGCCUUACGCCCGCUGCUGCCAUGUUGUCGAAGCCCAGCGCACCUGCGACAUUUUUUCCUUACAGUCCUGGUUCGAGUGGCUUGCCGAAUGCACCGCUGGGUCCAUUGCCAUCACGGACGAGAGGUGGGAGCACGCUCCUUCGGUGUGCUGCAUGCAUCGAGCAGGGCCGGAACGUCCGGGACCAGUUAGCACGGUCAUGCUUUGGUGUGGUUUGCCCUUUGGGUCUUCGGCUGUCCGCACGCUUUUCGCGUACCAGGAGCCCUCGCAGCCUCAGGAUGUCUUCCGUGUCUGGGUCGUCUGGGGGCGUUGAGAUUUGGCGGGCGUUGCCUGAGCAGAUACCUGCCAACUUCGAUGAGAUGAUGAGAAAUCGCUAUAACGACAUAGUCAGAGAAGAGUUGGAUGGGACCCCUUUUCGGACACUGGCUGUCAUGCGGGUUCCCAUUGAUUCGGUUCCCGAUGUGGGCUUCAAAAGCGACUUCUCGUUUCAGCGUGGCUCCUUGCAGCAUUCGGCUGUCCUUCAUGCUGAGCGGGAGCAUGGCGGCUUUGUCGGAUGUGCUGUCAACAUACCAAAGGCCGACUAUUUGCCGAGAGGGUGUGUUGGGGCAGAACUUCUUUCGGUGACCCAGCAGGAGAACAAUAUUGUUAAGGUAACACUUCGUGGUGUUGCGAUGUUGCGUAUCAUCGACCGUGUCUGUGGGCCUGACGACAACGGUCGUGUUCUUCCCAUUGUACAGGAAGUUUUGGAAUGCGGUGAUCUAGAGGAGAAACAAGGAUCAGAAGCUCUGGCACAAGAAAUCAAGCUCGUGGAAGAUCUGUUUGUCGCAUGUGGCGAACUCCAGAGAUCGACGGGCAUUUGGGCAGCCGGAGACCUUGCCUCAAGGACGGUCGCCGACAUGACAGCUGUCUCAAUGCAGACAGUGGCCGACGUGCAGUUGUCGGGUGUAAGCUCAGAAGAGCAGCGAUGGCCAGUGUUAGCGAGCCAUGCUGCUAUUUCGACCUUUUCUGCUGCGAAAAGGUCUGAAUUUUUGUGCGAUCCGAGCUCGACACUGCGGCGGAUUCGUUCACUUAGCAAAUUUUUGAAGUUAAUGCAGCGUGUCUUGACGCAGAAGCUGCUCGCAAAGAAGGCGUGA
Messenger RNA from Symbiodinium sp. CCMP2456, 1182 nucleotides. The record is from the annotation of a GenBank genome assembly. NCBI's taxonomy places the organism in Eukaryota, Dinophyceae, Suessiales, Symbiodiniaceae.